AUGGGUGGAUCUUCCUCAAAACAAACAUCACCUAAACAAUCAACAAAAAGUAAUACCUCUGUUAAAACAGCUGAUACUCGAAAAAUGAUUCCAGACAAUUACCAAACAAUGGAAGAACUUCAACAAGGAUUAAGAGAAGCUGGUUUAGAAAGUUCUAAUUUAAUCCUUGGAAUAGACUACACUAAAUCAAAUACAUGGACUGGACAACGUUCUUUUGGUGGUCAAUGUCUUCAUACCAUUAAUCCACAAGAUCCAACAUUUAAUCCAUAUCAAAAAGUGAUUGACAUUAUUGGAAGAACAUUAGAUCCAUUUGAUGAUGACCAUUUAAUUCCAGUUUAUGGAUUUGGAGACAUUACAACAACAAAUAAAUCAAUUUUUUCAUUUUUACCAAAUGAUGCACCUUGUAAUGGAUUUGGUCAUGUUUUACAACGAUACAAUGAAAUUACUCCAAGUGUUCAAAUGUCUGGUCCAACUAAUUUUGCUCCAUUAAUCAACAAAACCAUUGACAUUGUUCGUAAAACUCAAGCAUAUCAUAUUCUAGUUAUUAUUGCAGAUGGUCAAGUUGAUAAUGAAAAAGCAACUAAAGCAGCAAUAGAACAAGCCUCUAACUAUCCUAUUUCAAUAAUUUGUAUUGGAGUAGGAGAUGGACCAUUUGAUAAGAUGGAAACUUUUGAUGAUGAAUUAGGUAACUCCAAAUUUGAUAAUUUCAAUUUUGUUAAUUUUAAUAAAGUUAUUGGGCCAAGAGUAGAAAAUCCUGACAUUGCAUUUGCUGUUGCUGCUCUUCAAGAAGUUCCUAUUCAAUACAUGUGUUGUAAGAAAUUGGGUUAUUUCUAA
Messenger RNA from Entamoeba dispar SAW760, 834 nucleotides. RefSeq names its product copine, putative. The transcript has a single exon. Lineage: Eukaryota; Evosea; Mastigamoebida; Endamoebidae. The record is from RefSeq and is a predicted model, not a curated record. The coding region runs from base 1 to 834 and encodes 277 amino acids.